AUGUACUCCAAAUUAUUUGUUUUCGCAAGGCUCCGACCAAGGCUACUUUUCUCAGUCGGCGCCCUUCUUAGAGCAUUACAGCUAUGCACUCCAUUCCAAAAGGUUAUCGACCCAUCCAUUGGCGUCGGGGCCGGAGUGAACCUCUGCGCGGUUUUGGCGGGCAGCCGUUGGGUAAAACCAGUAGUAUUGGGCUGGGCAACUACGAAGGCAAUAUGGGUUUGGCUUGGAGCUCGGCAGAUGGAUCGAGCGUUUCUACCGAUUACGCUCUCUAUUCAUGAGUGGGAAGAUCGUCAAAAGAGACGGCGAAAAGGAGGCAAAGACGAUACUUAUCAUCUUGGUGGUGUGUGA
Messenger RNA from Cylindrotheca closterium, 348 nucleotides. Lineage: Eukaryota; Bacillariophyta; Bacillariophyceae; Bacillariales; Bacillariaceae. The record is from the annotation of a GenBank genome assembly.